AUCACAUCACAUCACAUCACAGCGGUCGAUCGAACAGUUGAAGACAACCCCACCACUACAUACUCCAACCAUCUCCCUCAACUGAUACCAUUUCAUCAUCACUCCUCCCCCAAGGAACUCAGCAGAUUUUUCUAUCAGAAAACCAGAGGAUGUCGAACUUUAUCACGAAUUACCAUUGGAGAACUAAAGACCUCUCCAGAUGGGCUAAAGAUUGGUUCGAUGAAAAGCUCUUAAGCAUUGGAGAACAAGACGGAUUGAAGGUCGAAAGUGUUUCCACGUUUGAGGGAGACUGUGAACUAGGAAUGCGAAAAGCCAAAUUAAUAACCAUUUACGAUUUGAGGAUGACUGUCCGUUGGUCGGGACAUGGCACCGGCGGCACCCUGACGAUCCCAGAAAUCUCUCACGAUAUGACCGAGUCGGACUAUGUGUUCGAUGGCGCCUUAGAUUCCGGGGGUAAGCCGGAGAUCGAAAGUCGGGCCAAGAAAAGUCUCGGGCCAGCGAUGUGCAAGAUCUUCCAAGCGUUUCCCAAGGCCAUCAUUGACGAACAUGGUGCAGGAUUCUACAAAGAGAAUGGGCUUUCUCCAGCCGGGACUCCGGGUGGCUCCGGGACAACAACCCCACAACCUUCGGCCGCGAACCUCCAGACCAAAUCGGCCCCCACAGCCGCCCCGGUACCGGCAGAUGAUCCCUCCACAAAAUCCAACAAGGGCAAUGUGGUCAAUACCUCUAGUGUUCGAAUAGAUGGACAGUUCAUGUGCAGUGCAUCUGAUCUAUUUGACUUCUUGACUGACGAGAGUAAGAUACCCAUGUGGAGUCGUAAUCCUGCCAAGAUGAAACCCGAAGUGGGUGCAGAGAUGUCUUUGUUUGGUGGGAAUGUGAUCGGUAAGGUGAUCAGCGUUGACCGUCCUAAGGAGAUGGUCACCACCUGGCGAGCUCCUACAUGGCCAGCCGGUCACUUCGGUAAAUUGAAGACCUCACUCACCGAGGGCUCCGAUUCGACCAAGCUUGAACUUCAUUUAACCGGUGUCCCAGUGGGUACGGAAGAAGAAACAGAACGAAACUUAGAUAUCUUUUAUCUUCGCUCACUAAAACAAAUUGGAUUGGGUACAAUUCUAUGAGAAUCAUCAACAGAGAAGGAAAAAAAAAUUAGAAUCUCCUGGGUCAAUCAAUCAAUUGUAGGGGAUUUAUCAUUUAAAUUCUUUCAUUCUGUUGGUUUUUUUUUUUGGUUGUUGUGAAGUGAUUUUUUUGCUUCUCUACUUGAAAAAGAUAAGCAAAAUUAAUAAAGAAAAUAAAACUUCAACUUCAACUUUCCUUCCUGUUCCAUUUCAUUCCAUUAUUUUAAGUAAAUUUCAAACCUAUGUGGUGCAUGUAGCUCAACUAUGUAAUCAUGAGUAAUGAUUACAUCUCACAACAUUCUAUGUCAUAAAUGACAUAGACAAUGAUCUCCAUGACUGUCUCAUGAUUCUUUCUUCUCACAAUUCUCCUUCUUCUCUUUCUCUUACGUAAUGUGGACUACAAAUAGUGCUGUAUUUGUCUCCACAUUAUGCUUUCUUCUCUAUGCAAUUUAGCCAUCACAUUCUUUUUCCUCCUACUUACGUACUUGUGCCUCCAUAGUACACUCAGUUUCUGUUCUUGCUGUGGGCUUCUUCAUGAUUCUGGAUGUAUGUUGUAAAUCCCCAUGAGAAUUAAAAAGUG
Puccinia graminis f. sp. tritici CRL 75-36-700-3 is the source of this 1695-nucleotide messenger RNA. RefSeq lists its product as uncharacterized. Gene Ontology annotation, molecular function: protein-folding chaperone binding; ATPase activator activity. Gene Ontology annotation, cellular component: cytosol. The record is from RefSeq and is a predicted model, not a curated record. Lineage: Eukaryota; Fungi; Basidiomycota; Pucciniomycetes; Pucciniales; Pucciniaceae. The transcript has 9 exons. Gene Ontology annotation, biological process: protein folding; positive regulation of ATP-dependent activity. Bases 150 to 1118 code for a protein of 322 amino acids.